GCCGCGCAGGCGUAGCUAAAAACAGCCAUAUUAGCUCGAACACUGGCUGUAUUUACCGAUGUGAAAAAUCUUCAUUUUUACUGUUAGUUAACAUUUUUAAAUCGCUUGUUGAAUCAGAUUCGUAUUUGAUAAUAAGUCUUCACAGAAAUCGCAUAAACAUUCGGUUAUUACUGUUGAAAUGACCGGAGCUCUAUCAACGCACUUCUGGUUUGUUUAUAAUGAUCAUCAGAUUUGCAGCGCAUUUUGAUCACGCUAAUUAGAAUAGUUCGCUAUGGUCGAUUUUAUUAAUUUUAUCAAGAACUUAAUCCUUCCUUUUGAUAGCCCGCGAAAACGAAAGGUUUCUAACGACGAUAUCUACAGCCCCAUUAAUGCCAAACUGCGAAGGAUUAAUUCGUCAACUAUGGCUGCUCGAUCAGAUGGUGACGGUUGGCAUACCCCUUGUAAUGUGAGCCAUAGAAGCAGUUUUCGUAACUCUUUGCAUAAUCGAUCCUCAUCGAACAACUCUAAGGAGAAUGUAACUGUCAUAAUCGACGAUGAUGAUGACGAUGUUAUACAAAUCUCGAAACUUAAACCUGCUAACAAAUUUACUUCUACACCAAAUCUAUCGGUUUCAUCAAGAUCUAACUUACACAUGAAUGGUAAUGGCGACGACGUGACAAUUUUGAAAUAUACCAAACCGGUAGAUGACAAAAUAUUGAAAGCGAGAAAAUCUGGUUUCGAAUACAUUAAACCGUACUCAUAUCUCAACGAUAAUUCCAUCAAAAGCCACACUAAAGCGAACUCGAGGAGCAGCUUUACAUCCCCAAUUUUGAGUAGUAUUCGUGGUAUAAAAUCUAAAAUAAAAAUGUCCAGGCCCGCCAUACGAAGCUCAGUAUUAAACCAAUCUUUUCGCUUGGACGAAAAAAUGAAAUACAAGCAACUGCUGGCGGAGAACGCGCCGAACUACACGUCCGAUUUGCGCGAAUCGUUUUCGAAGUACAGCACUCCCGUCGGUAAAAUAUUUAUGCACAAUCAGACAAAAAGAAAUCGGCAGUUAGUUGACCUAGCUUUAAAUAAGAACGAGCCUAGUAAGAUUAUCGAUUUAACUGCAAUUGGCACAAAUGGAACGGUUCGUAGAUCGUUGUCCACAAAGGACACAAUAAAGAAAGUACUGGACGAUUUCUCCACAAACGAGCCAAUAACUAUUAAGGAUUCGGAUUCAGAUAUAGAAAUUUUACCGAGACCGCCAUCACCAAAACCUGAUAUUAAAGUUGAACCGGUUAAUAGCAUUCAGAAAAUUAUAGAUACUUCUGAGGAGACGCAUACUGACUGGCUACAGAGGUUGGUUCAAAGACACAAGGCCGACGUGGCCAGAUUGCAGCAAAGGGUCCAAAACCAAAUCACUCAGACAAACAAAAUUGCCGAAGUGACAUCGGAAAUAAAUCAACAACGACUCGAGGACCAAAUGCUAAGAUGCCUUAAGAUUAAGGAGAUCGUCUUGCCGGAGCGGUUCGUCGAGGAGGCGUUCCCGGAACUGUCGGAAGAGGACGAAUGCCGAAUAGAUCACGCUCUCAAGACCAAACGCACAAGUCCGACCGAAGUACUUGUCCAAAAAUUCAAUUUGAACAUUACGCGCGCCGACAUUCAAACCUUGGACGGAUUGAAUUGGUUAAACGAUGAGGUGAUAAACUUUUACAUGAAUUUACUGAUAGAACGCGGAAAGAUCGAUAAAUGGCCGAAAGUGUACGCUAUGAAUACAUUUUUUUACCCAAAAUUAUUAAAGGACGGGCACGCUUCGCUGAAACGUUGGACUCGACGUGUUGAUAUCUUUUCCUAUGAUAUUAUUGCAGUUCCGAUUCACUUAGGUAUGCAUUGGUGUAUGAGUAUAAUCAAUUUUGAAAAUCGCACCAUACAAUAUUAUGAUAGUAUGGGAAAUCCCAAUAAUCGAUGCCUUCACGCUUUGCGCAAGUAUCUCAAAGCCGAGCAUUUAGAUAAGAAAGGUGAGGAAUAUGACGUUAACGACUGGGUCUUGGAAAAUGUGAGCGAUAUUCCGCAACAAAUGAACGGCAGUGAUUGUGGUGUGUUUUCCUGCACAUAUGCAGAAUUUCUCACACGAAAAGCCGGACUUAACUUUAGUCAAGAGAAUAUGCCGUAUUUACGCCGAAAAAUGAUACUUGAAAUUUUAAAUGGUGAAUUGAUUAUUCAAUAAUUCAAUGUCCUUUUAUUGUAAAUGAAUUAAUCUAGUGUAAUAAAUUCAUUCAUCCAA
Messenger RNA from Photinus pyralis (common eastern firefly), 2245 nucleotides. RefSeq names its product sentrin-specific protease-like. Gene Ontology annotation, molecular function: deSUMOylase activity. Lineage: Eukaryota; Metazoa; Arthropoda; Insecta; Coleoptera; Lampyridae. Gene Ontology annotation, biological process: protein desumoylation. Gene Ontology annotation, cellular component: nucleus. The record is from RefSeq and is a predicted model, not a curated record. The coding region runs from base 272 to 2188 and encodes 638 amino acids. The transcript has 4 exons.